Molecule: messenger RNA, 7630 nt
Organism: Anas platyrhynchos (mallard)
Lineage: Eukaryota; Metazoa; Chordata; Aves; Anseriformes; Anatidae
Gene: MYOM1
Product: myomesin 1
Biological process (GO): sarcomere organization
Cellular component (GO): M band
Molecular function (GO): kinase binding
Source: RefSeq, a predicted model, not a curated record
UUCCACUGACUGCAGGCAUUAUUUUUGUUCUGGACCUUCAAGUCCAGUCCCUACCCCUGGUCCUGACUACCUCUCCCUUUGCUGCAUUCAUAGCUGCUGUGUUUUUCUGUUGUUCAUCCAUUUCAGAGCUAUUCCAAUUGCCAUUGUUCUUCUGGGCCCUGACAGUCCUGUUAUAUCUACAUUCAGAAGAGUGCAGCAAAAACAAAAUUAGAAGGCACUCAUGAUGUCUUUACCAUUCUAUCAAAGACACCAUGACCAUUAUGACCGAGCAUAUCGCCAUAAAGCACUGCAGUCAACUGUAAGCCAGUACCAAAAAGAAACCAAAAGCAAAUCUGCUGUCUAUGCUCAAGGAUCUACAGCUUAUGCUAGGGGUUCUGCAGCCUAUCGCCAUGCCUCCGCAGCAGACUUCAGCCUUGAGUCUUCAGCAGCAUACAGCCGUGGCUCUUCAGCCUAUGACCUUGAGUCAGCAGCCUACAGCUAUGGAUCUACAGCCUAUGAUCACUCUGCUGCACAAAGUAAAAGAUCUGCUGCGUAUAGUCUUGACUCUGAAGCCCUCAGCAAGAGCUCAGCUGCCUAUAGUCAUGGAUCUGAAUCAAUCAACAAGCUGGCUGCAGCCUACAGGCUGGGAUCUGAAUCCUACAGUCUUGGACUGAAAGAUUCCAAUUUAAUGAUUGAAGAUCAAUCCUAUAAGAUGAGUCCCAAAGCAAAAAGAGCAAAACAGAAUUUGAUAUCUGAGGACAAAGAAAAUGAAGCCAUAGACUACUCAGUGCCUAUAUUCACAGGACGUGAAGUGGGCGUCAGUGGGAUCACAGACACAGAAGAAGAAAGAAUUAAAGAGAGUGCUGCAUAUGUUGCCAGGAGGAACCUUUUUGCAACCGGUGAAGGAGUUAGUGUCAGCAAAGUGGCCAAGUCAUCUUCUGAAGAGGAACAUCAUGAAAAAAAAUCAAGGAAAGUAGCGAUCCGGGAGUCUGCUGAACGUGUGGCCCUGAAGAAAACGCUAGAAGAAACUCAGGCAUUCCACAAAAAGCUGAAUCAAGAUAAACUUUUACAUCCUCCUGAGUUUAUUAUUGAGCCUCGUUCUCACACUGUCUGGGAAAAGCAAAAUGUCAAAUUUCGCUGUACGGUGGCUGGCUGGCCAGAACCCCGUGUUACAUGGUACAAAAACAAUGUGCCCAUCGAUGUACAAACUCACCCUGGCAAGUAUACCAUUGAAAACCGAUAUGGGCUGCACUCACUGGAGAUUAGCACGUGUGAUUUUGAUGACACUGCUCAGUACCGGGCAUCUGCUAUGAAUGUUAAAGGAGAAAUUUCAGCUUAUGCUUCCCUUGUGGUAAAGAGGUACAAAGGAGACCUUGAUGCAAGUCUUUUGCAUGCUGGAACAGUUUCCAUGCCUCUGAGCCUUGGGGUUACCCCGCAUGGCUAUGCUUCCAGGUUUGAAAUCAGCUUUGUCGACAAGUUUGAUGUAGCCUUUGGGAGGGAAGGCGAGACGAUGAGUCUGGGCUGCACAGUUGUCAUCAGUCCUGAUAUCAAGCGCUUCAAACCAGACAUCGAAUGGUACAGAAAUGGUGUUCUUAUUACACCAUCCAAAUGGGUCCAGAUGCACUGGACUGGGGAGCGAGCUUCAUUAACACUGACUCAUGCAAACAAGGAAGAUGAAGGUCUUUACACUCUACGUGUGGUGAUGGGAGAAUACUACGAAGAGUACAGUGGUUAUGUCUUUGUUCGAGAUGCUGAUGCUGAAAUCCCAGGAGCCCCUGGAGCACCGCUGGAUGUGCAGUGCUUAGAUGCCAACAAAGAUUAUGUCAUUGUUUCCUGGAAACAGCCGGCUGUUGAUGGAGGAAACCCCAUCAUUGGGUACUUCAUUGACAGGUGUGAGGUUGGCACCACCCACUGGACCCAGUGCAAUGAGACUCCCGUGAAGUUUGCCCGUUUUCCUGUCACUGGUCUGAUUGAGGGCCGCUCCUACAUCUUCCGAGUCCGAGCGGUGAACAAAGCUGGCAUUAGCCUACCGUCACGGGUGUCUGAGCCUGUGGCUGCCCUGGAUCCUGCUGACAGAGCCAGGCUUAGAAGUCACCCUUCCGCUCCCUGGACAGGACAGAUUAUUGUCACUGAGGAAGAACCUGCAGAGGGUGUUGUUCCUGGUCCACCUACAGACCUCCAAGUUAUUGAAGCCACAAAGAACUAUGUUGUGCUUAGCUGGAAACCUCCUGGACAGCGGGGCCAUGAGGGUAUCAUGUACUUUGUGGAAAAGUGCGUUGCUGGCACCGAGGAAUGGCAAAGGGUGAACACUGAAAUCCCUGUGAAGUCUCCUCGCUUUGCAGUUUUUGAUUUGGCUGAAGGCAAAUCCUACUGCUUCCGGGUUCGCUGUUGCAAUUCAGCAGGAAUUGGUGAGCCUUCAGAAGCAACUGAAGCCACUGUGGUAGAUGACAAACUUGAUAUCCCCAAACCUCCUGGCCGUAUUAUGCCAACUAGGAAUACAGACACAUCCGUUGUUGUCACUUGGACCGAACCCCCAGAUGCCAAGGAGCUGGUUGGGUACUACAUUGAGUCAAGUGUGGUUGGGUCUGGUCAUUGGGAACCAUGCAACAACAACCCAGUGAAAGGCACGAGAUUCAUUUGCCAUGGGCUCACCAAUGGCGAGAAGUACAUUUUCAGGGUCAGAGCUGUUAAUGCAGCUGGACUCAGCGAAUUUUCCCAGGAUUCAGAGCCUAUAGAGGUGCAAGCAGCGAUUGCUGCUCCAUCUCCACCUUAUGACAUCACGGUACUUGAGAGUGUUCGUGACUCGAUGGCACUAGGAUGGAAACAACCCAAAGUCACCGGGGGAACUGAAAUUACCGGCUACUACGUGAACUAUCGUGAAGUGAUUGGUGGAGUCCCUGGGAAAUGGAUGGAGGCCAACAUUAAGGCCAUCAGUGAGAGGGCAUACAGGAUACAAAACCUGAAGGAAAACAUGGUGUACCAGUUCCAGGUGGCUGCAGCAAACCUGGCUGGGGUCGGGACACCCUCCCUACCCAGCCAGCCCUUCAAAUGUGAAGAAUGGACCAUUGCUGUACCUGGGCCACCUCAUGAUGUCACAUAUACAGAAGUCAGGAAGGAUUCUUUGGUUUUAUUGUGGAAAGAGCCAGUUUAUACUGGUCGUAGUCCUAUAGCUGGUUAUUACAUUGACAUGAAGGAAACUGAAGCAAAGGAGGAACAUUGGAGAAGUGUCAAUGAGAAGCCACUUCAAAAGAAAUUCUUGAAGAUAGGUGGCCUAACAGAAGGUGUGAGCUAUGUGUUCCGUGUGCGGGCGACAAACCAGGCCGGGGUUGGGAAACCAUCGAAUACCACUGAUCCUGUUGUAGCUGAGACACGACCAGGAACUAAGGAAGUGGUGGUCGAUGUGGAUGACAAUGGAGUAAUUUCCUUGAACUUUGAAUGUGAUCAGAUGUCUCCAAACUCUAAGUUUGUUUGGUCCAAGAAUUAUGAACCAAUUGAGGAUGACUCUCGACUGGCCAUUGAUACCAAAGGCGGAAAGUCAAAAGCAACCUUUAAGGAUCUUGGAGAAGAUGACUUGGGAAUUUACUCUUGUAUUGUUACAGACACUGAUGGAGUUUCAUCAAGCUACACAAUUGAUGAAGAAGAAAUGAAACGGCUGCUUGCUCUGAGCCAUGAACACAAAUUCCCAACUGUUCCACUUGUCUCUGAGCUGGCAGUGGAAAUUUUGGAAAAAGGAGAAGUGAGGUUCUGGUUGCAAGCUGAAAAAUUGUCUGGCAAUGCGAAGGCCAACUUUGUAUUUAAUGAUAAGGAGAUUUUUAAUGGAGAGAAAUAUAAAAUGAAGGUGGACCAGAAGACUGGCCUUGUUGAAAUGAUUAUGGAUAAACUUGAGGACAAGGAUGAAGGGACUUACACUUUCCAGCUGCAAGAUGGAAAAGCAACAAAUCAAUCCAGUCUGGUGCUCAUUGGUGAUGUCUUCAAGAAGCUGCAGGAUGAAGCAGAAUUCCAGAGGAAAGAGUGGCACAGAAAACAAGGUCCUCAUUUUGUGGAUAAGCUGGGAUGGGAAGUUACCGAUGACUGUAACGUGAUGUUGAAAUGUAAGGUGGCUAAUAUUAAGAAGGAAACACACAUUGUAUGGUACAAAGAUGACAGGGAGAUAAUGGUAGAUGAAGAACAUGACUUUAAAGAUGGUGUGUGUACUCUGCUGAUAUCGGAGUUUUCUAAGAAAGACACUGGCACUUACGAAGUCAUACUGAAGGAUGACAGAGGAAAGGACACCAGUGAGCUCAAGCUUACGGACACAGCUUUUGCAGAUCUGAUGAAUGAAGUAUGCAGAAGGAUUGCUUUAUCUGCAACAGACCUGAAAAUCCAGAGCACAGCUGAGGGUAUCAGACUGUACUCCUUCGUCACCUAUUAUGUGGAGGAUCUGAGAGUAGGCUGGGUGCACAAUGACACCCAGAUUAGGUUUACAGACAGAGUGAAGACUGGUGUCACCGGGGAGCAGAUCUGGCUGCAGAUCAAUGAGCCAACUCCUCAGGACAAAGGCAAAUACACCAUGGAACUCUUUGAUGGUAAAACUGCACACAAAAAGACAGUGGAUCUUUCUGGACAAGCAUUUGAUGAAGCCUUUGCUGAGUUCCAGAGACUAAAGCAAGCUGCGAUUGCAGAGAAAAACCGUGCACGGGUGCUUGGAGGUUUGCCCGAUGUUGUCACCAUCCAGGAAGGCAAGGCACUCAAUCUGUCUUGCACUGUCUGGGGAGAUCCUACCCCAGAGGUCUCAUGGCUGAAGAAUGAAAAAUCAUUUGUAUCGGAUGCUAACUGCAUCCUGAAAUUUGAAUCUGGAAAGAACGUCAACUUCACCAUUUCUGCUGUGUCCACACUCGACUCUGGGAAGUACAGCCUCGUGGUGAAGAACAAGUAUGGCACAGAGACCAGUGAUGUCACUGUGAUUGUGAUUUCUGUGUCAGGCCAGACUGACAUGGCUAAGCAUGCUGCUAGUGUCCAAGGACAAAGUCAGAAUAACGUAACUCUGUCUAAAAAGAAAAAGGCAACUACAGCAAGCAAACAACAUAAGGAAGGGGAGAAGAAAGAUUUUAUUAAGCCACAUGUAGAUGAAAUUAUUGCCACAGAAGAGACACCUGACCCAAAAGGAAUCCCCACAGUGGAGAAAAAAAAGGAUGCAAAGAGCAACCAGAACACAGCAAAGAAGACUGAUGAAAAGGCUGCAGCAGCAGAAACAGUUCCUUAGCCCACAGAAGGCCUGGAAACAGGGAAAGAAACCACUGGGAAAAAAAAAAAAAAAAAAAAAGCCUCGAGUUAAAUCCAAUGUUCUUGAAUGAAAAGUAUGAUCUUGCUGUGAUCUUACUAUGUACUAAUACGUUUUAGCUGAGUUUUCAUGGGUGGUAGGCUAGCCAUAGUACUUUAACACCAAAGUUUGUGUUUAUUUUUAUAUGAUUUGUGAUACUUCAUAACUUUAAAUGCACAGUAGGCGUCCACUUAGGUCUCAGUAUCAGAGUGGUUGUAUUGCAGACCUUUCUAAGCACCUUGAUAACGCCCCAUGUGCUGGCAAGGUGAUUCUAAUUGCUAGAAAAUGUCCAUGAUAAACAGAGGUUGUUAGAAUGAAUCCUGUCCAGUAAAUAGCUGACUUUACUGCCCUGUAAAAGAAUGUCGGUAUCGGUUUUGUGGAUCUGUUAAUACUCGUAGGCCAAGCAUAGCUUGAGGCAGGCCCCAUUUCCUUUCUCAAAGAAACCGUACAUACGGUUCUUUUCAUGACACGUGGGCUGCACUUUUCACCGUGACCACUGAAGCCACAGGGGAAGAUCUCCAGAAGCAGAACCAUCUCCUACAGCCACAGGGAGGCCACAGGUAGGUUUUCAUUCAGUUCAGGUUUCUCUCAUCCACAUCUCUUUCAUCAGAUGGACGAUGUUUGGUAUUUCUUACCACUGAGAUUCACAUGACUGCUUUCCAGUCCUUUCUACUUCCUUAAUUCCCUCCCUGCCUUGGUGAAGUACUGUGGAUAUAGCACUAACCCAUAAAGCAUCAACUGCCCCAAAUGCACAUUUCUCUACACCAUUUUUGCUACUGAAAUCAUAUUUCUGCUUCCAAAGCCUGUCCAGACCCACUGUCCUCCUUCCCCCCAGUGACUCAGCCCAACACCAAAGCAGUCAAGCACCUCUUCUUCUCCUCCCUGGGAUCAGGCCCAGUGGCUUCCUAUGAACCACAGGAGUCAGCUACAUUUAAGUCUACAUAUAUAUAGCCCACGCAGCCUUUGUGUGUGCCUACAUAUAAGCCAAGAAUCUCUGCUUUAAGUCAUUACUGUGUUCAUUCACACAUUUAUUUAGUGAGGAUGUAAGAAAAUGCAGCCUGUGGGCAGCUCUGAUAUGUUGGAGGACGAAGAGUUCAACCUGAAAGAUCAAUAAAGGAAAGGCCAGAAUUUCUUUUGUUAAUAUGCAACCUGCAUUCAACUUCUAAGUCACCAGAAAUUAUUAAGUACAAGAAAUAAAAAUAUUUUAAUUACCAGAAAAAUAUGUUUAUUGAUUUCAAUUCUUGGAAGGCUCAGUCAUAUUAUAUUGGCUAUCUCCAGAUGUAUUGCUGAUGGAAGGUUGCUAAACCCUGGAGAUACUUCUAGGGUGUUAGAUCUACGACAGAAGUGGAUAUACUGAAAACAUGAGAAAUACCAGUUUCUAGUCCAUCUUUAUAGAAUUGUUAGGGUGAAAAAGAAAAACAAAGAAUCUUAUAUUGGCUUAAAUAUUGACUGCUACACCCUACCCUGCCCCCCCCCCCCAAAAAAAAAAAAGAGAAAAAAAGUAAAAAAAAAAAAAGUAGUAGAAAGUUAAAAUCUAGUACAAUUAAAAUGAUCCUGCUAGACUUAGCUACUGUUUAACACAGAGCUUUAUUCACUAUUACAUUGCAUCUUGUUCUUCAUCUAUGUAUCAUAGUUUAAAUUAGCAAAAGACUGGAGCAGCAUGGCAGGGAACUACCCAAAUGUAGGUCUCGUACAGGAAGGAGCAUUUCCAAGCUAGGAGACACUUUAAAUUAGAACCUUACGUGCAUGUAGGUGCUCAUGCAGUUGUUACAGAAGUUGAUAAAUAUCUACAGAUGUAUGAUUACAUCACGCUGCCAGAGAGUUACAGUCUGGCCUUUCAAAAUGUUCCACAGCUGCAGGUUGUUUCACAUGACUCUUAACUCUCUUUGCCAUGGUUAUUAUUUCAGCCUGAUUUACCUAACUAAAAAUCCAUCACUUCUUACAGUCCUUUUGGGUUGCAAGUCUGUCUCUCUCUCGCACAGCCAUCAAUGGCAGUGUAUAAGUUAUAAAUAGAACAGAUUCUACCACUCAGAGCCUGGUCCAAUUCCUGCAGAAUUCCUGCCAGGGCUUUUUUCAUGUGUUUUAAUGGAAAACAAGCCAGAACUUAGAAGAACACUGAAACAGUACCAAACCUCAGAUAAUGAAGCCCACUUUACUCCCUGUGAAGCCAAGGGUGGAUCCUUUUGCUCUUAUUUUAGCAGAAUCAGGUCUUAGCUUUUUGUUGAAAGAAAAAUCAGAAUUCUCCUGAUAUUUCAAUUCAUUUUUUUUUAACUCUAAAUAAAAAGGGAUCAGAAUGUGGUUUGAUUUUUUUUUUUUAAAUUUGGAUGGUUCCUCAAAAAGCUGGAAAUGCAG